This is a messenger RNA of Naumovozyma dairenensis CBS 421, 1362 nucleotides long. It is a transcript of the gene MSF1, whose product is annotated as phenylalanine--tRNA ligase. Lineage: Eukaryota; Fungi; Ascomycota; Saccharomycetes; Saccharomycetales; Saccharomycetaceae. Gene Ontology annotation, biological process: phenylalanyl-tRNA aminoacylation. Gene Ontology annotation, molecular function: ATP binding; tRNA binding; phenylalanine-tRNA ligase activity. Bases 1 to 1362 code for a protein of 453 amino acids. The transcript has a single exon. The record is from RefSeq and is a predicted model, not a curated record. Gene Ontology annotation, cellular component: mitochondrion; cytoplasm.
AUGCCAUACAUUAAACUGAUAUCGAGGAGGAUUUGUCAAUACUCUAUAUUAAAAACCAAGGAAGCACUCCCGAAACUGUUAACCAUCAAUGGAAAAGAGUAUCCAACAAGCAACAAAGACACAAACGUCACACAAAGUAUUCUGAACCUAACGAACAGAAAUCUUCAUCUAAACCCGAAUCACCCGAUUGGGAUCCUCAGAACCAUAAUAGAAACCAAAUUAAACUCAUUAUCACCAUACAAGACAUUCAAUAAUUUCUCACCAAUAGUCACGAAAUGGCAAAAUUUUGACUCAUUAGGUUUCCCUCCAACCCAUCCUGGUAGAUCCAAAUCAGACACAUAUUACAUUAAUGACACGACAUUGUUAAGGACACAUACUUCUGCUCAUGAAAUUGAAUGCUUUCAAGAUAUCAACGAUGACUCAGGGCAUAAUUGGAGAGGGUUCUUGAUUUCCGCUGAUGUUUAUAGGAGAGACGAAAUCGAUAAAACUCAUUAUCCUGUGCUUUAUCAAAUGGAAGGGUCUCACCUUUGGACCCGUCCUCGAGAAACUUCUAAUAUGGAGGCAGAAAUUAAAUCUCUGCAAUCUACUUUGAAUGAAAUGUUGAUAAAUAAUAAGAUGACUUUGACAAGAUGUCAGGAUGAAGUGGAACCGCCUACGGAGACUAGACAAGAUUAUAUGACUGAACAAGAGACGAAACUUUGCGAGAUGCAUUUGAAGACUACAUUAGAAAUUGUCGUUUUAGAACUUUGUAGGUUAAAAAACAUGAAAGAUGUCAAGAUGAGAUGGACUAAUACUACUUUCCCAUGGACUCAACCUUCGUGGGAAAUUGAAAUUUGGUGGGAUAAUCAAUGGUUAGAAAUUUGUGGUUGUGGGAUAAUUAAACAGGAUUUGCUUUUAAAAUCAGAUUUCGAAAAAGAUAGUACUAUCGGUUGGGCCUUCGGGUUAGGCUUAGAUAGAAUUGCAAUGUUAUUGUUUGGUAUUCCUGAUAUUAGAUUAUUAUGGAGCAAUGAUAAAAGAUUCAUUGGUCAAUUCGUGGAGGGACAGAUUAAUACUUUUAAACCAUAUUCUAAGUAUCCUGGAACUUUAAGAGAUGUUGCAUUUUGGUUACCUGAUAUACUUCAAGAUAAUGAAGAAAUUCAUGAAAAUGAUGUAAUGGAGAUUGUUAGAGAUGUAGCCGGUGAUUUAGUUGAAAGCGUUAAGUUAACUGAUGAAUUUAUUCAUCCAAAGACUCAUAAAAGAUCAUUGUGUUACAGAAUUAAUUAUCAAUCAAUGGAUAGAAAUAUUACAAACUCAGAAAUCAACUCUUUACAAGAAAAAGUUCGUAAUGAAUUGGUUAAAAAAUAUCACGUAGAAUUGAGAUAA